AGACGGUUUCAUAAGAAAAUAGGCCUUUCAAGAAGCAUCCGAAGAACAAGCAUGACGGGGAAACAAGGCGCCGUGCUGUCGGAAAGUUUAAAUCUAUCGGAGAAAACCUCUCUGGGCGCGAAUGGAGGGAGUAACAGCCACCAGCCGAAGAGCAGCGCGACCCAUCCGCCGCCCAGGUGCACCGGCUUUGGCAUCCAGGAGAUACUGGGGCUGAACAAGGAGCCGUCCGCGGCCCCGAGGAGCCCGCUGAGCUCGCUGCCGGCCGGGGCGCACCUGAUCGCCGCCAGGUCCUUGCUGAGCCCCGCCGGCAUGGGGGUGGGUGUCGGGAUGGGAUUAAUCGGCGCUGGUGGAAUUCCGACGUUUUACAGGCAGCCUGCGUUUUUGGAGACGGUGCUGUCGGACGCACAAGAUGUUCACCUGCAGCCUCACAGCAGGUCCGUAGGGCCGCUGGACACCAGCCAGUCCGCCAGCUCAGACUCAGAUGAUUUGUCUUCAAAUGAACGAAAACUCUCAAAGUCUUCAGUAAGUCAGAGCAAGAAACGCAAGAAAAGACGCCACCGGACCAUAUUCACCUCCUAUCAGCUGGAGGAGCUGGAAAAGGCCUUUAAUGAAGCGCACUACCCGGAUGUUUACGCACGAGAGAUGCUGGCCAUGAAGACAGAGCUACCUGAAGACAGGAUACAGGUAUGGUUCCAGAACCGCAGAGCCAAGUGGAGGAAGAGGGAGAAAUGCUGGGGCCGCAGCACCGUCAUGGCCGAGUACGGGCUGUAUGGAGCCAUGGUGAGGCACUCCAUCCCUCUGCCAGAGUCCAUCCUCAAGUCUGCCAAGGAUGGCAUCAUGGAGUCCUGCGCCCCCUGGCUGCUCGUCCAAGAUGGCUUACCAAUCACCAGACGCUAUUCUAAAUCUGAAUACCCGCAACUCUUUGCAGGGAUGCACAAAAAGUCCACGGAGGCAGCAGUCCCCCCGCCAACAGGACAGUGCGAUGCACCCCAGCAGCCGAGCUCUCAGAGGGCGGACGAGGCUGAGGCGGAGGACAAGAGGUCAGAGGGCAAGUCCACCAUUUCUAAAGAGGAACUGAGAGAGAACAGCAUUGCUGCACUCAGGGCCAAGGCACAGGAGCACAGUGCCAAAGUGCUGGGGACGGUUUCUCAUGACAGACUGCUGGAGGGCAAACAGGAGAGACAGGCAGCCGAGGAGAAAGCCGGCGAUCCCCUGAGUCCAGCAGAGGAGGAGAAAAGUCCGUAGAGACUCCGACGCUCCUGUGGACUUUUACUCUCAUGAGUGAGUGCAGUGGGCUGGCUGCACUUCCCCAACAUCACUCACUGUCCUGCAGGUUUUCAUCCCACACUGACUUCUCUAAAAACCGGCCUGCAUCUGGACUUCUGUAAGAAGAGAACUCAUCUGGCCGUCAGUGCUGCACAGAAGAUGCAACAUGCACUUUCUCUGAUUUACUUCCAAACCUGCAGUUGUUGUUGCUUAUGCAUAGUAGAGAAGAGUCGACUGAGUGGGAUUUAAGUGUUAAUAUUGGUGUAUAUAGAUCCCACAGUUAUAUAUAUAGAGCCAGAUGAGUCAGAUUUUAUCCAGUAUAACAGUUGUACCAUAUUAAUUAGGACUACCAAUGACAAUUUCAUUCUUGGCAUUCAUGUUAAUGUUGCUUGUACAGUUACUAAAUGGUGACAUUUGAGAUAAGAACCAUCCCACCGACAGAAAGUAAUUGUUG
Messenger RNA from Epinephelus fuscoguttatus (brown-marbled grouper), 1720 nucleotides. RefSeq names its product visual system homeobox 2 (gene vsx2). Gene Ontology annotation, cellular component: nucleus. Gene Ontology annotation, molecular function: sequence-specific double-stranded DNA binding; DNA-binding transcription factor activity, RNA polymerase II-specific. The coding region runs from base 52 to 1245 and encodes 397 amino acids. Lineage: Eukaryota; Metazoa; Chordata; Actinopteri; Perciformes; Serranidae. The transcript is spliced from 5 exons. Gene Ontology annotation, biological process: regulation of transcription by RNA polymerase II. The record is from RefSeq and is a predicted model, not a curated record.